GUUCAUAACUCGGUCUUCCAUAUGCCAGCUUUCCGUGCGCUCAAAACGCUCGUGCGGUCGCUAUCCACCACCGCCAGAUCCACACCGGAGCUCGUUGGCACAGCCCCUUCGCACCGGUGCUACAUCUUCUUGCAUACCCCACAGCCGCCUAGCGAGUAUCCCGCCAAGUACGCAACCCCCGUCCAACGCGCACUCCUUCUACGCACCGCUAAAUGGGGCGGGUCUGUCAAUUUUGCGUGGUCUAAGGACCAACAAUCUAUCUGUGCACGACCACCUGGGGAGGAGGACAAGCAGGAAUAUCAUCUGACAGCGUUUGCGCAUCCGCGGGGAAAGCUUGAGACUACUGUGUCCAUGGACAAUAUUGAGGAGGUGGAAGAACAGUUGAGGGUGCAUGCUGAGGGUGUCUCUGGUGCUACGUCCUCGAGUUCAGAUGAUGUGCAUUUAUAUAUCUGUACUCAUGGUGCGCGAGAUUGUCGGUGCGGAGACACUGGGGGAGCAGUUGCCCAGGCCUACCUGCAUUAAGCUUGCAGAAGUGGCACAUGUCGGAGGACACAAAUAUGCAGCAAAUCUCCUUGUGGUACCCGCACGGAGAAUGGCUAGGUGAAGUAGGGCCCGAG
Messenger RNA from Suillus subalutaceus, 617 nucleotides. RefSeq lists its product as uncharacterized. The record is from RefSeq and is a predicted model, not a curated record. Lineage: Eukaryota; Fungi; Basidiomycota; Agaricomycetes; Boletales; Suillaceae. The transcript is spliced from 4 exons. Bases 22 to 522 code for a protein of 166 amino acids.